AUGUUCAAUUCAUCUGUGGGAUUGUUACGAUUUGCUCAAGAUGCUUGCGUGUUGUCAAGAGAAAACAUAUUUAAAUCCACGGUUGACAUUUCUAAAGGAGUGGGUAAUAGGACACCUAGUGGUGAAUGUAUAAAUUUCAAAAGACUUUAUCAAUUAUUCGAUGAUAAAAAAAAUGAAGAUGAUAAAAAAAAACUUAGUUUGAUAUAUGACAUCAUGAAGUUGGUACAAGAAAGAGAACUUAAAAGGAGAAAAGAUCAAAGCAUCAAGGUUGGGCCUUCAGAACAAGAGAUUGUUUUUAAGAAUAAAGAUGGAAUUUAUGAUAAUAUUAUUACGGAAUAUAAAACUUGGUUUUUUCAUGAACAAAUUAAAACUAAAGAAUAUUAUUCAAGGUUUUUUGAACUUAUUAAAGAAAAGAAAAAUGAAGAUAACUAUUCAAAACUUUGCAAGGUAAAUGAUUUCGAGACAAUGGUCAAUGAAAGAGAACUUAAAAGGUUAGAUAUUGCAAAAAAAUGUUUAAAUAACAUUAACAAUUUUAAAAAAAUUAAAAAGUUUGGCAUUUAG
This is a messenger RNA of Cetraspora pellucida, 561 nucleotides long. The record is from the annotation of a GenBank genome assembly. Lineage: Eukaryota; Fungi; Glomeromycota; Glomeromycetes; Diversisporales; Gigasporaceae.